Pochonia chlamydosporia 170 is the source of this 264-nucleotide messenger RNA. RefSeq names its product cytochrome c oxidase polypeptide VIb. NCBI's taxonomy places the organism in Eukaryota, Fungi, Ascomycota, Sordariomycetes, Hypocreales, Clavicipitaceae. The coding region runs from base 1 to 264 and encodes 87 amino acids. The record is from RefSeq and is a predicted model, not a curated record. The transcript is spliced from 5 exons. Gene Ontology annotation, cellular component: respiratory chain complex IV; mitochondrion.
AUGGCUGAAGAAGAUGGUCAGGAGCUUGUCACCAAGCCCUUCAAGUUCGUUACUGCCGGUAAGCUCCAACCCGACGAAACCCUCACCAAGCAUUGCUGGCAGAACUACGUCGACUACCACAAGUGCAUCAUUGCCAAGGGAGAGGACUUUGCUCCUUGCCGUCAGUUCUGGCUGGCCUACCGAUCAUUGUGCCCUUCCGGAUGGUAUCAGCGAUGGGAUGAGCAGCGAGAGGCUGGCAACUUCCCUGUUAAGCUGGACGCAUAA